UCCUCCCUCUGUCUGCUCCUCUCCCUCCGUUCUCGUGCCGGCCCUUCCUCCGCCUCUGCCCGGCCACAGACCCCGCCGACUCUCGGGGACACACUAGUGAGGAAUUGUUUUUAGCUCGGACAUGACGAGAUAGAGAGAGAGAUAGAGAAAGAAGAAAAAUAGCGGGUCGCAUUGCAGCAUCUCGCACAUACUCCAAUCUGUAGACAUUUUUUUAGAUUAAUGUUUUUCUUAAGAGGAAAAACAAACUUUGUACGCCAUGGAAAUAUGUAAAAAAUCAUUCCGGAGACUAAACUUGGACACAAACUGUGCCUUCUGAGCACAACCAGCGGGCUGGCAGACACUCAACAGGACCGUUAGGUUAUUGCUAGCUAGCUAAGUGGGACCUGGACGGCUUGUGGAAAAAACAUUUUUUUUAUAUAAUUGCAAGCCGGAUAUCACUUUUAACUACGGGGGGGGGAAACACCAAAGAUGCUGUCUGGGCUGAGCGAGUGGUUCUGGCAGGAGCGGCUGUGGUUUCCAGAGGGCCUGGGCUGGGCUGACCUGGAGGAUCGGGAUGGACGAGUAUACGCCAAAGCCCACGACUUGUGGGUGGCGCUACCCAUCGCCCUUAUAUUCCUCAUUGUGCGUCAGAUCUUUGAAAGGACGGUGGCUACACCCCUGGCUUCUCUGCUCGGGGUGAAAGAAACAGUGCGGCUCAAAGUCCCUCACAACCCCACACUGGAGUCCUACUACUGUAACAUUACCAAAAGUCCCACACAGACUUCAAUAGCAAGUCUUUGCAAGCAGACUGGCUAUUCAGAAAGACAAGUGCAGCGAUGGUUCAGGAGACGAAGGAACCAGGACAGACCGAGUUUGCUCAAAAAGUUUCGAGAGGCCAGUUGGAGAUUUACAUUUUACCUUCUUGCUUUCAUUGCUGGCCUGGCCGCCCUCAUCGAUAAACCUUGGCUGUAUGACCUGAAAGAGAUGUGGCAAGGCUUCCCUGUGCUGACUCUCCUGCCAUCUCAGUAUUGGUACUACAUGAUUGAGCUAGGUUUCUACAGCUCUCUGCUCUUCAGUGUGGCUUCUGACGUGAAACGCAAAGACUUCAAGGAGCAGAUAGUUCACCAUGUGGCGACCAUCCUCCUCAUCAGCUUCUCCUGGUGUGUUAAUUACAUCCGUGCUGGAACUCUCAUCAUGCUGGUUCACGACUCAUCAGAUUACUUCCUUGAGUCUGCAAAGAUGUUCAACUAUGCUGGGUGGCGAAAUGCCUGUAACUACAUCUUCAUUGUAUUUGCUGCAAUCUUCAUUAUCACUCGGCUGGUCAUCUUCCCCUUCUGGAUUAUUUACUGUACGUGGGUUUACCCAGUGACCAUCUAUGAACCCUUCUUUGGCUACUACUUUUUCAACGGACUUUUGAUGACUCUGCAGUGUCUACAUAUCUUCUGGGCUAUCCUCAUCAUACGCAUAGCAAUCCGCUUCCUCACCAAUAACGAAAAAGUUGACGAUGAAAGGAGUGACAAAGAGGAAACAGAUGAAUCAGAAGAAGAGGAGGAUAAAAAGUACAUGGAAAAAAAUGGACCAGUGCAGAACGGUCACACAGUCCACAACAACAACCACCGCAAGACAGAGUAAAAGUGUCAGGACAAAAGAAUGUGAGAAGGACUCAUAUCCCUCUGUAGGGGAGCAGGAGGGAGGGAUGGCGAGAGAAAGAAGAGGGGAUUGUGGUUUAGGGCGGGGCCAAGUCAUCCCCUUUAAACCAAGAACAGCAGGUAUCCUGAGGAAAUUUGACAGUUACUUUUGCACACCACAAACACUCAUACAUGUUCAUUCGUACUAUUAGAGGGCACAGAGAUCCAGCAGAUAAUAUACACUACAUUAGGUGGCAUGGCUUUUUUGCUUUGUCAUUAGAGAAAAAUUAUCAUUGUCAGUGUGUCAGUCACAAAAUUUCAAUAAGGCAGGGAAGAAAAUGGAUGGAGGAUGGGGGUGAUGCUGCUUCUACUGCUUCUAGCUUUCCUUGUUCUUUGUGCCUUAGAGCCAGCUAAUGGCUGGUAAAAUGCCAUUUUUAAAAAGCUUUCUGCUUUAAUCUUGUGUUGCUUUAUUUUGUUGCACCUUUUUGUUUUCUAAUAAAAGAACAAAAGAGUGAAAGUGAGAUAAUAGGGCAUUUAAUUCCCUAAUUUUUUCCUUGUCUAUGCAAUUAUGUAAGUGUUGAUAUUGCAACGUCUUUGCACAAACACAGUGUCUCUUAUAUACUGUAAUAACUUACAGUAGGACUAUGGCCUCUGGUCUCCAAUGCAGCCCGUGCUAUUUAUAAAUUUACCUUGUUUAAGGUUUAAAGAGUAAAUCUUGCUUUCUUGUUUUAAUUUCGGUUCAAUUCUUAAUUUAGUAUUGUACAAUAAAUUCUUCCAAAAGAGAUGAUCUCUGAUUUGCAAAGGUCUUCAUUCUCAGUUCUUUGCUGUUUGAGCAGGCAGAAAUACCCAAGUGCUUAGCACAAACACUGCAAUAUAAAUCACUGCUUCCUGCUAGUUUUGACAAAGCUGAAUGUUUUUCCUUUCUGGUUUGGCUAAAGCUGUUUGAUACAGUUGAGUCUUGAAUCAUGCUGAUGCUGCCACCUGCUGAAAACCAAUGACUCAACAAAAUCAUUGCAAAGUUGGGAUGCUUUGUUGAAAUAAAGGAGUUUUACUAAAUAGAAUGGAAUGGGACAGAUUAACCAAUUCCGGAUUUCACAAUUAUGGGCCAGAUUUCUUCAAUUCACUGCCUUGUAGCCUGGGUUAUGUUUGUUAACCUGGGUUAGAAUUUACGUGUUGAUCUAAGUGAAUGAUUUUAGGUAUGAUUGUGUGUAUAAAACGGGUUUUGAUGUUAAAAAAUAUUGAAAUCAAUUUUUAGCAAUUUAGUGUUUGAGACUUAUGAGGAAUUCAAGAAAUGAAUGUUGCAGUUUCGUUGUUAUGCUUUAGAGUUGGUUGUAUGUCAAGUGCCUUAUCAGUAAUGUAUUGGAAGCUCUGUCCUGUCUUCAUGUCCACUUGUUUUCUUUCCUGUCUCCACAUGACAGAUCUAACCCUAAGACUAGUAUCUCCUACCUCCACUGUCUCAUCCAUCACUCCUCUUCUUCAUAAAUUACCUUCCUUUCAAACUCACCCUCAUUCCACCACCACGUUCUUUUUUACUAACCCAGACCAACCGGCAACCUCUUUUCCCCCGGUGAUAUAGAAGAAACAGCUGUCCUAAUUACAGUGUUAUUUGUUUCUUAUUUUGUAUUUUUUUUGUUCAAUGAUGCCUAAGUAUUGUUAUUAACAAUAAAAACAAAGAUCAUGAAUCACAA
Molecule: messenger RNA, 3295 nt
Organism: Perca flavescens (yellow perch)
Lineage: Eukaryota; Metazoa; Chordata; Actinopteri; Perciformes; Percidae
Gene: cers2b
Product: ceramide synthase 2b
Exons: 11
Coding region: 469-1611 (380 amino acids)
Biological process (GO): ceramide biosynthetic process
Cellular component (GO): membrane
Molecular function (GO): DNA binding; sphingosine N-acyltransferase activity
Source: RefSeq, a predicted model, not a curated record